Molecule: messenger RNA, 354 nt
Organism: Meloidogyne enterolobii
Lineage: Eukaryota; Metazoa; Nematoda; Chromadorea; Rhabditida; Meloidogynidae
Source: the annotation of a GenBank genome assembly
AUGUUGGAAUUUGAUGAAAAUGAACUUCCAACAACGAGUAGACAAGCAACAAUAAAUUCUAAUAGAUCAAUACAUAAAUUCUCUGCAAAUAUUAAUAGAGGAAGAAGGAAUGAUGGAGGGGGAAUUGCAGAAAAUAAUACUCAAAGCUUUUACUGGCUGGCAGUAAUUUCAUUUCUUUUUUGUGUUUCUGUUCUUUUAACUCCAAGAUGGAUAGAUCCAGAACAACAACAGCAAUAUACUUUUAUUCCGAAUUGGCUACGGCCAUCAGUAACCGGUCAAUGUGUUGCUAGUUAUGUUUUGGGGGUAAGGAAUUUUGGUACUUUAUGGAUAUGUCACCCCCCCCUCCUAUUUUGA